AUGUCGCCAAUCAACACUUCGGGAGGCCCAUCUGUCGCACCACAGGUCUUGUUGUGGUCCUACGAACUGCGUCGCGAGAACAAGAUCCUCAUCGAACAUAUUGGAGAAGUGGAAAGCCAGCUCUUCAAAACAGAAAAGCACUCUCGUAAUCUUGAACAAUACCUGAAAAGCCUCACCAAUCUUGUCGCUGCUCUCGACCACAUCAAGCAAUCCAAUAAUACUUAUACCGAGGAGCGUCUGCAGUAUCUUCGUGAGCAACUCAAGAACAGGGUUCUUCCGCUCUGUGAAUCCGACCAGACCCUUGCAGACAAGAACAAAGUCUUGUUGAAUCCCCCCAUGGAUAUUCCCACCACCCACCUCCCCUCUUGGCUCAACCCCGAAAUAACAAUGACCCUCUCCUCGAUGUGCCAGAAUGAGCGCUCUCUUGAAUCCUACUACGAUGAAGCAAACUAUCUCCGCCGUCAAUCCCACCCAACCCGUGCCGAAGACGAGAUCCUCGUCAAUGCAUUCAUCUCAGGCUGCGAUGACCGACUCUACCGUCGCCGUCUCGACCACGCCGUGAGGAAGGGUCAGCGAAACUGGACCAGACUGAGCCAUGAAGUCCAGCACUUGUUGAAUGAGGAAGAGUACAUGGAAAAUCAGAAGUUUGCUCUGGCCCAUCGGAAUGAGGAUGGAUCUGUUUUGUGGCCUGAUGGAUCCGUAAAACAUCGGUUUGUUGCAUAUUUGCCGUUCACGGAGGAUGACCUUACGACUUCUGAGGAUGAUGAGUCCUCUUCGGAGGCUGAUUCGAAGGCCAAGAGUAUUUGA
Penicillium maclennaniae is the source of this 807-nucleotide messenger RNA. RefSeq lists its product as uncharacterized. The transcript is spliced from 2 exons. Bases 1 to 807 code for a protein of 268 amino acids. Lineage: Eukaryota; Fungi; Ascomycota; Eurotiomycetes; Eurotiales; Aspergillaceae. The record is from RefSeq and is a predicted model, not a curated record.